Salvelinus namaycush (lake trout) is the source of this 726-nucleotide messenger RNA. RefSeq names its product tetraspanin-1. The record is from RefSeq and is a predicted model, not a curated record. Gene Ontology annotation, cellular component: membrane. The transcript is spliced from 7 exons. NCBI's taxonomy places the organism in Eukaryota, Metazoa, Chordata, Actinopteri, Salmoniformes, Salmonidae. The coding region runs from base 1 to 726 and encodes 241 amino acids.
AUGGCAUGCUUCACAUUCUUCAAAUUUAUGAUGGUCUUGUUCAACUUGCUUAUCCUUCUGGGGGGUCUGACCCUGCUGGGCGUGGGGAUUUGGGUGAGUGUGGAUAAGGGUUUGUUCCUACAGGUGCUGAGUCCCUUCUCCACCCUCGACACGCAGUUUGUCAAUGUGGGCUUCUUCUGCAUCGCUAUUGGAGGAGUGCUGGUUCUACUGGGUGUCCUGGGCUGCUGUGGAGCCCACAAGGGGAGCAAGUGUCUGCUGCUACUGUUUUUCUCCAUCAUCCUGAUUAUUUUCAUCGCUGAAGUGGCAGCCGGAACGGUGGCCCUCGCCUACUCUUCGUUUGCCGAGGGGAUUCUUAAAGCAUGGGCCACCCUUGUCUUGAAGAACCAGUAUGGCAGCGAUCCGGUGGUCACCAAGAUCUGGAACAGCACUAUGACUGAGCUGAAUUGCUGUGGCUUCACCAACUACACAGACUUUACUGACUCGUACUACUUCGAGCAGAGUGAGGGCAGCUACCCACCCAGCUGCUGCCAGCUAGACACUGCCCCCUGCAGCCAGCAGCAGGCAUGGCACAGUGCUGUUCAGGGCUGUUUUGCACAGCUGUUGGAGGCCCUUCAGAAGCAUGCCAACAUCGUAGGUGGAAUAGCCGUAGGCAUCGGAGGGCUAGAGGUGGCAGCGAUGCUGGUGUCCAUGUAUCUGUACUGUUAUCUGGACAACAAUGUCAGCUGA